This is a messenger RNA of Callithrix jacchus (white-tufted-ear marmoset), 3179 nucleotides long. RefSeq names its product SLAIN motif family member 1 (gene SLAIN1). Gene Ontology annotation, cellular component: microtubule plus-end. The record is from RefSeq and is a predicted model, not a curated record. NCBI's taxonomy places the organism in Eukaryota, Metazoa, Chordata, Mammalia, Primates, Cebidae. Gene Ontology annotation, biological process: microtubule nucleation; cytoplasmic microtubule organization; positive regulation of microtubule polymerization.
AGUCUCCGCGACGCCCAGGGGACUGGAGGGACGCACUGAGCAUGUGCAGAGCAGCUCGGCGGCGGCUGCUGCGGCCGGAGGCGAGGGCCCGGUGCUGAUGCUAACCGCCGGCUCGGCCUCAGCCCGCGCGUGGUCGGCCCCUCAGGCCGGGGCGGCAGGGAAGGAGCCGUAGCCUUGCCGUGGCCCGAGGAGCCGGCGCGGCGGCGCUCACUCCCUGGCGGCCGCGGCGCCCUCCGGCCCCACGAUGAUGGCGGAGCAGGUGAAAUGCGCCUCCGCGGGGGUCAGCUCCGGAGCGGGUUCCGGGCCGGUGGUGAACGCGGAGCUGGAGGUGAAGAAGCUGCAGGAGCUGGUGCGCAAGCUGGAGAAGCAGAACGAGCAGUUGCGGAGCCGCGCGGCCAGCGCGGCCGCCGCCCCGCACCUGCUGCUGUUGCCGCCGCCACCGCCCGCCGCGCCGCCCCCCGCCGGGGCCUGCAGCCCGUUGGGUCCUCGGAGCCCCCCGGCCGCCACGGCCACCGCCGCAGCCUCAGGUGGCCUGGGGCUCGGGCUGGCUCUGGGCGCGGGGGGCGGAGGCGGCAGCGGCAGCGGCGGCGGCUCCAGCCCCGCGUUCCCGGGCACCUUCUGCCUGCCUAGCCCCGCGCCCACCCUGCUCUGCAGCCUGGCGCAGCCACCCGAGGCGCCCUUCGUCUACUUCAAGCCGGCGGCGGGCUUCUUCGGCCCCGGCGGUGGCGGGCCGGAGCCGGGGGGCGCGGGGACGCCGCCGGGGGGAGCUGCAGCGACGCCCUCGCCGCCCCCAACGCUGCUGGAAGAGGUGGAACCGCUGGAUCUGGAGAGCUUAGCCGCCUGGCGGGACGAGGACGACUACACCUGGUUAUACGUUGGCUCUUCAAAGAUGUUCACCUCAUCAGAGAAAUCCCUGACUCCUCUGCAGUGGUGUAGACAUGUCCUAGAUAACCCAACUCCUGAGAUGGAAGCAGCGAGACGGUCCCUGUGCUUUAGACUGGAGCAAGCUAGCCGAUGGCGGAGUCUCUUCUCUUCAACUGCCUCACUGGCUUUUCCUUAUAGUCCCGUUGCAAGACUCAGCCCUUAUAGCAAUGGCAUUAAUACUCCCAGCUUCUCUAAAACCUCAAAUAAAGCAAUACUAACACCUGAAAAAACAGGUUACACUUCCAGGGGCUCCCCGCUCAGUCCCCAGUCAUCUAUCGACAGUGAGCUGAGUACUUCAGAACUGGAGGAUGAUUCUAUCUCCAUGGGAUAUAAAUUGCAGGACCUCACUGAUGUUCAGAUCAUGGCUCGUCUGCAAGAAGAAAGUCUCAGGCAAGAUUAUGCUUCUACUUCAGCAUCUGUAUCAAGACAUAGUUCCAGUGUGUCAUUGAGUUCAGGAAAAAAAGGGACAUGUAGUGAUCAAGAAUAUGACCGAUACAGUCUGGAAGAUGAAGAGGAAUUUGAUCAUUUGCCACCACCUCAGCCUCGUCUUCCGAGAUGUUCCCCUUUCCAAAGAGGAAUUCCCCAUUCACAGACUUUCUCCAGCAUUCGGGAGUGUAGGAGGAGCCCCAGUUCCCAGUAUUUUCCUUCAAAUAAUUACCAGCAGCAACAGUAUUAUUCACCUCAAGCCCAAACUCCAGAUCAGCAACCAAAUAGGACCAAUGGAGAUAAGCUCCGAAGAAGUAUGCCUAACCUAGCCCGGAUGCCAAGUACAACCGCUGUUAGUAGCAACGUUAGUUCUCCAGUCACCGUGCGAAAUAGUCAGAGUUUUGACUCAAGCUUGCAUGGAGCUGGAAAUGGAAUUUCAAGAAUACAAUCUUGUAUUCCAUCACCGGGACAGCUUCAGCACAGAGUCCACAGUGUGGGGCAUUUCCCAGUGUCUGUCCGACAACCUCUUAAAGCCACAGCCUAUGUGAGUCCAACCGUUCAAGGCAGCAGUAACAUGCCUUUAUCGAAUGGCUUACAGCUAUAUUCCAACACAGGAAUCCCCACACCAAACAAAGCUGCAGCUUCUGGAAUAAUGGGUCGCAGUGCACUCCCAAGACCUUCGUUGGCAAUAAAUGGGAGUAACCUGCCUCGAAGCAAAAUUGCACAACCUGUUAGAAGUUUUCUUCAGCCUCCAAAGCCUCUGUCUUCACUCAGCACUCUGAGGGAUGGAAAUUGGAGAGAUGGUUGCUACUGAUGCAGUUUUAUGUACCCUUGAAAAAUGGGAAAGAAGUAAAUAAAAAUGAGGGUUGUGUUACCUAGCUGGCUGGGUAACAGUGGAUGUUGGGAUAUUCUUUCCCUUUUGUGUUUUAAUAUAUUUACUGCAUUGUUUCUCAAUGGACCAGUCACCAGAGACUAAUUAUUGCACUUAAAUAUUUGCCUGAGAUACUGCAACAUUCUCAAACCCAUGGUUGCAGUAUUGUGACACUUAGAUCUAGGAAGUUUUUGUAGAACUGCUCUGUACCUGAAUACUUUUUGAGAGAAUUGAAAUGUAUCAAUAAUGCUUUGCCAUAUGAGUUUUUUAAAGUAACUUGUUCAAUUUACUUACAUGUUCUAAACAUCUUUCCAUUACGUGUUCUGUAUUUUAAUACAUUGCAUAUUGACAACUAGGUUCUAUAAUGUAUGCUUUGAAAUUUACUUUUUUAUAGUUUACAGGAAUUUUAUUUUUUGUGCCUAUUUCUUUUUACACCUAUGUGAACCACUAUGGAACAACUUAAAUUUUGUGCCAUAAAAAUAUUUUUGUGGUAAGGUACUAUUUUUUUAGCUCUAGGGAUAUAUCAGCAAAAAUACAUCAUGCAGUUUGAGAGACAUAAUUUUGUGUUGAAUGAGCACAACAUAAUUUGAGGCAUUGCAAGGAGAUAGCCAGACAGCAGCGUUAAAUGGUCCUGUCUUUUUCAUUGUUAAUUUAUUGUCAUACAUGGGUUUCAUAUUUAUAACGACAUCAUGAGCUCAUUGCACUUAAUACCUGCAAUGUUUGCUACUGUACCACAACUGAUUUUCAAUACUUUAUUACAAAGGAUGAAACUGUAAUGUUUUAUUAACAAUGCUUCUGGAAAUGAAUGCAUUUUAAAGCAAAUAAAUCUUUUUGAUAGACCUUUUACAAAAUCCAUUUGCACUAAUGAAUGCUUUCUUAUGGCAUAUAACUAAAUAUUUGUUACUGUGUACACUGCUGUUUUGGAAUGUUCAGAAAUAAAGACUCUAUUUCAGCAAUA